This is a messenger RNA of Gastrolobium bilobum, 1144 nucleotides long. RefSeq names its product bidirectional sugar transporter SWEET14-like. Gene Ontology annotation, cellular component: membrane. Bases 94 to 894 code for a protein of 266 amino acids. Gene Ontology annotation, molecular function: sugar transmembrane transporter activity. The record is from RefSeq and is a predicted model, not a curated record. Lineage: Eukaryota; Viridiplantae; Streptophyta; Magnoliopsida; Fabales; Fabaceae. The transcript is spliced from 6 exons. Gene Ontology annotation, biological process: carbohydrate transport.
CACAGAGAUUAAACUUAGAGCUAGCUUCCCUUCAAAUCUUCCUUCUAUUCUCUCCUUUCAAUCAAGGGAAUAUUUCUCGGAUAUUCCAAAACCAUGGCUCACGACACUCCUUUGAUUUUCGCUGUUGGCAUUCUAGGUAACAUUGUCUCCUUCAUUUGCUUUCUAGCACCAGUGUCGACGUUUUAUCGAGUUUGUAAGAAGAAAACAACCGAAGGGUUCCAAUCAGUUCCAUAUGUGGCUGCACUCUUCAGUGCUAUGCUUUGGAUUUUUUAUGCCUAUAUAAAGAAGGGUGAAAUACUAAUUAUCACCAUCAAUUCAUUCGGUUGUUUGAUAGAGACAAUUUACCUUGUCAUCUAUAUGACUUAUUGCUCCAAGAAUGCUAGGAUCUUCACAUUGAAGCUGAUUUUCUUGUUCAACUUGGGGGGAAUUUUCUUGGUUGUUCUUCUAACCCACGUUCUAGCAAAAGAACGAACAGCCCGUGUCGAGCUUCUUGGAUGGAUUUGUGUAGUACUUUCUACCAGUGUUUUUGCAGCACCUUUAAGCAUUAUUAGAGUGGUUAUUCGCACCAAAAGUGUAGAGUUCAUGCCUUUUACUCUUUCAUUUCUCCUCACAGUAAGUGCAAUUACGUGGAUGGCAUACGGUAUUCUUCUGAGAGAUAUCUUUGUUACACUUCCAAACAUAGUGGGUAUUGCGUUUGGAACAAUUCAAAUGGUGCUCUAUGCAAUAUAUAGAAAAAACAAGCCCGUAAGCGAUCAGAAGCUGCCAGAACAGAAAAGAGAUAUUAAUGAUGAAAACGUCAAUACAACAGUGACUAAUGUGAAUCAGGAAGUGAUUCCUCAACCCGUUGAUAUCGAGAUUGGAGAAAAGCAAGUUCAGCAACCUGAGAAGCAGUAGGACCAAGUUGCUAAUGCUUGUGACCAGACAGAGCACAACAACAGAACAUGGGAAGACAUUCAGCUACAACAAGAACAAAAGGAGAGUCAAAAAGUUUAACGAAAAGCUACUACACAUAAUUAUUGUUCCUAUUUUAUGUAAUUUCUGUUCUCUUUAAUUCCUGUUGUUGAGCAUCCAAAUAUUGGUAAAGCAAUUGUCCCCAAAUGUUAUUCCAAGCAGCUAUCGCAAGCCAGUGAAGCCACCAUUAAGU